This is a messenger RNA of Gongylonema pulchrum, 507 nucleotides long. The record is from the annotation of a GenBank genome assembly. Lineage: Eukaryota; Metazoa; Nematoda; Chromadorea; Rhabditida; Gongylonematidae.
CUGGAAUUACCGUAUAUUCUGUUUGAAACCGAUGCAGUUUGGCUACGUGAUCCAAUGGAAUACUUCCAGAACCAAACACUCAUCGAUGACGCCGAUAUCGUAGUACCGGUUAAAGGUUAUCCAGAUCACGGAUUAACGUACACGUUUGACCCAAUGCUGGUGUAUCCAACAAACGCGUCACGUUCAUUACUCAAUGAAAUGUACUUACAGCUUUCAAAAGAUCCUAAACUUUUUGAUCAGGACGUGCUGGAUCAGCUCUGCCGUCAGCAGUACCAGGGACUGGUGUGUCGUCAAUUUGCAUGGGCUGAAGUAGCGGAUGGGAAAUGGUUUAAAUUGGCCGAUGCGGAGCGAGCUCAUUUGAAGCCUUACAUUGUAAACAAUAAUUAUUAUGUCGGUGUGGAUAACAAAAUCAGUCGGCAGGCACUAAAUGGACUUUGGUUUCUGUCGACCAAAAGAAAAUGCAGUAUUUCGAAAGUUCGCAACAUGCUCAAAAAAUUUCAGACAUGA